UGUUUGAGAGUUGACAUCCAAACAUUACACUUGGCACAGAUAAGUUUAAUUUCUUUAUAGGAGAUUCAAAGAGUUUUCGAGAGUAUUCAAGGAAAAUAAUUUACGGAGUACUUACGUGUAUUCAAGUGAGGUCCCACAACUACCAUGAGUUCACUCAGUGCAGAUAAUCUUGCAAGUACUUUGGGUAAACCUGGCAAAUUACAGAUGAUCUUGUACAUAAUGCUAUGUUCCAAUUUAUUCUUUCUGUGUUGGAAUCAUUUGGCCAUGGCAUUUAUGGGUGCAAAAACUAAAUACCAUUGUGCAGUGGGGAAUAUCACACAAAUAGAUGAAGUUGUCCCCCUUGUAAAGAAAGGUGGGAAGACGUUGUGGGAUGGAUGUAAUCUUUAUGUAAAUGUCAGCACUAAGGAAAAGAAACCAUGUUCCAAUGGAUGGACAUAUUAUUUGGAAGGACGAGAACAAACUAUUAUAUCUGAGUUUGAUCUAGUUUGUGAUGAUGCAUACAAAACUAAUCUGGCUACAACAAUCUACUUCUGUGGUGUGUUAGUUGGUGGUCUGCUGUUUGGAACAUUGUCUGAUAAAUUUGGUUGACGACCAGUACUAUUAUGCUGUUUG
Molecule: messenger RNA, 612 nt
Organism: Dendronephthya gigantea
Lineage: Eukaryota; Metazoa; Cnidaria; Anthozoa; Malacalcyonacea; Nephtheidae
Product: solute carrier family 22 member 5-like
Exons: 3
Coding region: 145-588 (147 amino acids)
Source: RefSeq, a predicted model, not a curated record